Messenger RNA from Morus notabilis, 1674 nucleotides. Its product is annotated as reticuline oxidase. The transcript has a single exon. Gene Ontology annotation, molecular function: FAD binding; oxidoreductase activity. NCBI's taxonomy places the organism in Eukaryota, Viridiplantae, Streptophyta, Magnoliopsida, Rosales, Moraceae. The coding region runs from base 1 to 1674 and encodes 557 amino acids. The record is from RefSeq and is a predicted model, not a curated record.
AUGGAGAAGCACUUGGUGCAGAAAAAGGCUACAGGGCUUUCCCUAUGCCUCGUGUUUAUGUGCUUCAUGUCCGUUCCUUUAUCUUUAGCUGGUGCUCCCACAGACCAGAUCUCUUCCUGUCUCACACUUCAUGACGUCCACAACUUCACCACAUUCCCCGACACUAGUAGCACGCCCGCUGACGACUAUUCCUAUUCCUAUUACAACAUGCUCAACUUUUCCAUCCAAAAUUUGCGCUUUGUGGCUCCCUCGAUUCCCAAGCCAAUUGCCAUCAUACUUCCUCACAAUGUAGCGCAAGUAACGAGCGCCGUCUUGUGCUCUAGAAAAGCCUCCUACAAAAUCAUAGUUAGGUCCGGCGGCCACAGCUAUGAGGGCACUUCCUCCAUUGCCACCCCGCCCUUUGUCAUCAUUGACAUGAUGAAUUUGAAGCAGAUCACCCUCGACUUGGAAUCCAAAACCGCUUGGGUCGAAGCAGGUGCAACACUUGGUGAGACCUACUAUGCCAUUGCGAAAGCAAGCAAUGUUCAUGCUUUCUCAGCAGGCUCUUGCCCGACUGUGGGUGUGGGCGGCCAUAUUGCCGGGGGUGGUUUUGGAUUGCUCUCCAGGAAGUAUGGACUUGCAGCUGAUAAUGUGGUGGAUGCCCUGCUUGUCGAUGCUAACGGGCAAUUAUUGGACCGACAUGGCAUGGGAGAGGAUGUCUUUUGGGCCAUCCGAGGUGGAGGUGGGGGUGUUUGGGGAAUUCUCUAUGCUUGGAAGAUCCAAUUGCUUAAAGUCCCACCCACCGUCACCACCUUUGUGGUGUCCCGACCAGGCACCUCAGACCAGGUUGCUAAGCUGGUCUACAAGUGGCAACAUGUUGCGCCUAACUUGAGAGAUGACUUUUAUCUCUCAUGUUUUGUUGGUGCCGGCUUGCCAGAAGCUACGUCUACUAUUGGAAUAUCAGCUACUUUCAAAGGCUUUUAUUUGGGAUCCAAGGCCGAUACGCUCUCCCACCUCGCCUGGGCCUUUCCAGAGUUGGGUGUCAUGGAAGACGAUUGUGCAGAAAUGAGUUGGAUUGAGUCCAUUGUGUUCUUCUCUGGCCUACCUCCAGAAAGCUCGGUGUUAGAGUUACAAAAUCGAUAUUUGCGAGACAAGAAAUACUUCAAAGCCAAAUCAGACUACGUGCGCACCCCAAUUUCCUAUGCAGGAAUAAGGGCUGCCAUAGACCUACUGGAGAAGCAGCCGAAAGGGUAUGUCAUCUUUGAUCCUUACGGAGGGAUCAUGGAUCGCAUAAGCAAUUAUUCUAUAGCCUUCCCACAUAGAAAAGGCAACCUGUACUCGAUUCAAUACCUGGUGGAAUGGCAACAGCAGGACGAUGAGAAAAGAAAUGACUACAUAAAUUGGAUAAGACAACUAUAUAACUCAAUGGCGCCCUAUGUCUCAUGGGGUCCGAGGGUUGCUUACGUCAACUACAUAGAUUUUGACCUCGGAGUGAUGCUUAAUUCUACCAUCGAUGACUUUGUGGAAAUUGCCAGGGUUUGGGGCGAGAAGUACUUUCUCGAUAACUUCGAUAGGUUGGUCAGAGCCAAAACCCUAAUAGAUCCUGACAAUGUUUUCAGUAAUCAACAAGGUAUUCCUCCAAUGACUUUGGUCAGUCUCAGAGCACAGGAAGUAGAGGCAUCUAGUUAUUUGUAA